Molecule: messenger RNA, 9330 nt
Organism: Phasianus colchicus (ring-necked pheasant)
Lineage: Eukaryota; Metazoa; Chordata; Aves; Galliformes; Phasianidae
Product: macrophage mannose receptor 1-like
Source: RefSeq, a predicted model, not a curated record
UGCUGUUUUUUUUCUCUAAUUCUAGGAUCAUGGUUACUUGAUUUGCCUGGUUUUCCUAGCUGUUUUUCAUGGUACCGUAUUACGUUAUGUUUUUUGGAUCAAACCAAUCUUACUCUUCUUUUUUACUUUCUUUAUUUCCAUUAGAGAGGUAUUCAUGUUAACUUCACCCUAAAAAUAAGAUCCCGAGUUGUAAGGCACAUUUCCAAACAUCUUCACUAAAAUGUGGCCUCUUAGAACUAACAUAUCCAUGGAAGAGAAAACUCUUGCAUUCAGUAGUGAAAAUAGCUUAAAAAGUAAAGCUUAUUCAUCGAGGUAUUAUUUCAAAAUUACAUGUGUGACGUGAUUUGGUUCCUCAUUUGCAGACCAGAACUUCCCUGUAUCAGCUGAGUCUUAAAACCUAAAAGGAUUUGUUAACCUAGAUCAAUGCAGAAGAGUUUUUUUGCAAGACACAAUUUGUUCUUCUAACAGGAGUUAGAGGUACAGAAGAGAAAGGAGCAAAACAUCUGGCAAUGGUUGUUUACCUUCUUGUGAUUUUUCUCUUUUCCUUUUGUACACGUCUUCAAGCGUCUGAUGGUGGAAUAUUUUUAAUUUAUAAUGACGAUAGCAAGCUCUGUGCCCAAGCUCAAAACAGCAGCUCAGUCAUAACUGCCAUGUGCAAUGAGAAAAAUGAGUUGCAGAGGUUCAGAUGGAUCUCGGCCACACAGCUGCUGAGCAUGGGGAUGAAGCUGUGCUUAGGAGUGCUCACCAUGGAUGACGAGGCUGCCAUCACAUUGGAAACCUGCAACAGGACAAACGAGCUUCAGAGGUGGGAAUGUAAGGAUGAGGCACUUUCAAUCCAAGGCAAGGAUUUGUUUCUCAACUAUGGCAAAGGGAAGGGGAAGAAAAUCAGGUUGUCCAAAGAAUCAGGAAAAGGGAGCCGGUGGAGAAUCCGUGGAACUGCAGGCAGCAUAUGCUCCAGGCCUUAUGAGGAUAUAUAUACACUAGGAGGAAAUAAUUUUGGUGCACCUUGUGUAUUCCCUUUCAAGUUCAAUGGUAAAUGGUUUGCUGACUGCACCCGUCAAACUGAUGCAGGCUUUCUCUGGUGUGCAACUACUUCAGAUUUUGAUAAAGACCAACGUUUUGGAUAUUGUCCAUCAAAAGAUACUCUCCACAAAGACUUUUGGAAAACAAAUCCUUUGACUGAAACCCAUUAUCAGAUAAAUGCAAAGUCACUUUUGACAUGGCAUCAAGCAAGAAGAAGCUGCCAGCAGCAGAAUGCAGAAUUAUUAAGUGUUACAAACCCUCAUGAAGAAAUGUUUUUAUUAGGACUCACUAGUGAUCUGGGAUUCAAUGCCAAGCUCUGGACUGGUCUUGUCAGACGACUUGAUAGCAGCUGGGAAUGGACUGAGGGUAGUCCUCUCAGAUAUCUGAACUGGGCUCCAGGAAAUCCCUCUGUGGAGUUUAUAAAAAUGUGUGGAACCUUCCAAGGCAGGAAUGGCAAAUGGGAAAAUGCGGCAUGUAAUCAAAAGCUGGGGUAUAUCUGCCAAAAGAGAAACUCUUCCAUUGUGGAUGACUCCUUCACUGUUCCCUCAGGAGACACAAAGCCUGUUAAGUGCCCCAGGGAAUGGGUAGCCUAUGCAGGACAUUGCUAUAGAAUUUACAGAACACCCAAAAUAUGGAAACAAGCCCAAUCAUCUUGUAGAAAAGAAGAUGGAGACCUGACAAGUAUUCACAAUGUUGAAGAGUACAGUUUUAUAGUGUCUCAACUUGGGUACAAGCCAGAUGAUGAGCUGUGGAUUGGUUUAAGUGACUUCAGGUUUCAGAUGUAUUUUGAAUGGAGUGAUGGGACACCUGUGAUAUACACCAAGUGGCAUCAAAGACAGCCGACCCACACACCUAAUAAGGCAGACUGCAUUGUUAUGAAUGGAGAGGCUGGGUUCUGGACUGACAGUGCUUGUGAAACAAAACUUGGUUACAUCUGUAAAAGAAAACCCUUGGCAGAGGAAUCAGAGGAAGCUGAAGUUACUUACCCGGGCUGCCAGAAAGGCUGGAUGAAGCAUGGCUUUUACUGCUAUUCCAUAGGGCAGCUACCAGCAACAUUUUCAGAAGCAAAACUUAUCUGUGAAGAAAAUAAAGCUCACCUGGCUACUGUGACAGACAGAUAUGAACAGGCUUUUUUAACUUCUAUAAUUGGAUUCAAGCCAGUGAAAUAUUUCUGGAUUGGACUCUCAGACGUGGAGGAGCAGGGGACAUUCAGGUGGACUGGUGGGGACCCGGUCGUCUUCACUCACUGGAACAUGGGAAUGCCAGGAAGGGAGCCAGGCUGUGUGGCCAUGAGAACAGGAACUUCAGCUGGAUUAUGGGAUAUUCUCAAUUGUGAAGAAAAAAACCUGUUUCUGUGCAAGCAGCUGGUGGAGGGAGCGACCCCACCACCCCCUCUGACGACUCCUCCGCUCCCGUCCUGCCCAGAUGAGUGGCAAUCCAUUCCUCAGAGCAGCUUCUGCUUCAAAAUUUUUCAGAGAGGAAGGGAGAAAAUGCAAACAUGGUUUGGUGCAAGAGAUUUUUGCAGAGCUAUUGGAGGAGAUCUGGCAUGUGUCCACAGUGAAGAAGAGCAAAAACUAAUAUCUAGUUUAAAUAAAGACUAUCGUCACUUAUCUUACUGGAUGGGUUUAAAUGCCUUGGACUCUGAUGGAGGAUUUACAUGGUGUGAUGGCUCACCAGUAAAUUUUCAAAAAUGGGCAAAUGGAGAACCAAACAAUUAUGAUGGAAAUGAAAAAUGUGGAGUGUUUUAUGGCUAUAAUGAUAUGAAAUGGAAUGAUAUAUUUUGUGAACAUAUGCAAGACUAUGUUUGUCAAAUAAAAAAAGGAGCAUCACUGAAACCAGAACCUACAUCCACAUUUGAUUAUGAAUAUGUUGUUAGUGAAGAUGACUGGAUAAUAUAUAAUCAUAAGGAAUAUUACUUUAGCAAGGAAGCGAUGCCUAUGGAAAAAGCGAGAGACUACUGCAAGAAAAAUGGUGGUGAUCUUGCCAUUAUUGACAGCGAAAGUGAAAGAACGUUCCUUUGGAAAUAUACUUUUUAUAAAGAUCGAGGAAAUAAUUUUUUUAUUGGCUUAACUGUGAGCCUUGACAAGACGUUCCGGUGGGUUGAUGGAACUACUGUAAACUAUGUUGCCUGGGCCCCAAAUGAACCCAACUUUGCAAAUAAUGAUGAAAACUGUGUGGUCAUGUAUACCCAAACAGGUACAUGGAAUGACCUCAACUGUGGCAGUGUUGAGCUUUUCAUCUGUGAAAGGCUUAACAGUACUGUUCGUCCAAGUAUUGCUCCCACGGUACCACCACCCAAGGGUGGGUGUCCAGAAGACUGGCUCCUCUUUGAUAAUAAGUGUUUCAAAGCAUUUGGCCUUAAUGAAAAUUACACACUGACAUGGCAUGCUGCACGGAACAGUUGUAUUACUCUUGGAGGAAACUUGGCUACUAUCUCAAAAAAGGAAAAUCAAGCUUUCCUCAUGUCUCUCUUAAAAAAUACUGCAACCGAUGCCUGGAUUGGACUGAAUGACAUAAACCAUGAGCAUACAUACUUAUGGACAGAUGGAAGUCCAGUUUACUACACAAAUUGGGCAAAAGGUUCCCGAAGUUACUAUAGUAAGGAUGACUGUGUCUAUAUGAAGAAGAACCCUAUUGAACAAGCAGGGAAAUGGAAAGAUGAAGACUGUAAAGCAAGCAAAAGCUACAUAUGCCAGAAAAAUACUGACCCCACAUUGCAAAGUUCCCAAGCCGUGGUUCCAAUGUUUGGCUUUAACAACUAUGGUGAUGACCGCUAUGCAGUCAUCAACUAUAAAAUGAACUGGGAAGAAGCACAGAAGAAUUGCAAAGACCAAUAUGCAGAUCUUGCCAGUAUUUUAGAUCCUUAUGUUGAAGCUUACCUGUGGUUACAGAUACUAAAGCAUGGAGAGCCCGUAUGGAUUGGUCUUAACAGCAAUAUGACUCGUGGCGUUUACAUGUGGUCAGAUAGAAGGAGGAGCAGAUAUCAUAACUGGGCCAGUGGAGAACCAAAUAAGAAUGCAGCCUGUGCCUAUUUGGAUUUGGAUGGUUUCUGGAAGACAACAUCUUGCAAUGAAACGUUUUUAUCUCUCUGUAAACAAUCUGAUGAGUUAAUUCCUACGGAAUCGCCACAGCUUCCUGGAAAGUGUCCUGAACCAAAGAAUGGUAGAUCUUGGAUUCCCUUUCGUGGCCAUUGCUACUAUGUUCACACCACUUCUGAAGUAAGCUGGCCUGAUGCUUCUAUGAUGUGUAUUCAGAUGGGUGCUUCUCUGGUUUCCAUAGAAGAUCCAGCUGAAAUGAACUUCCUCUUACUUUACUUGUCUCCACUUGCAAGUGAUGUCAGAAAAUUUUGGAUAGGAUUGUUCAAAAAUAUUGAAGGGGAAUGGAUGUGGACAGACAGAAGUGUGGUAGAAUUUGUCAACUGGGAGAAAGGAGAGCCGACAAUGAUUUAUGAUGAACACUGUGUGGACAUGGAUAUCUCAAGCGGAUCCUGGAGGAACUAUUACUGCUCUGUUGACCGCAAUUUCAUUUGUAAAAUCCCAAAGAUUAUUGAAGUUGAACCAACUCAUGAUUCAUCUGUCAAUCAAGCAUCAAAAAGAGAAGCUGCUGUUUCAUCCUCACAUAGUCGAGGUGUGAUGAUUGUUACGCUAAUCUUCCUUCUGCUAGCAGGAACUGGCCUCAUAGUAUAUUUUUUCUACAAGAAGAGACGUGAGCAGACAACUGUUACAGCCAGUUUUGGUAAUGCCAUAUACUGUGGUAGUCCUGAUCCUGGAACUCAUGAAUCAAAAUGUCUUGUGACCAAUAUUGAAGAAAAUGAAUAGGCAGUGGUUUAAUAAAUAGGGUAAACUUGGGCCUGAUUGGAAAGGAACUGAAGUACUGGAAUACCAGAAUUCUGAAGUAAAACUGAUUUUCUCCUAUGGAAAUUAUUGUUCAUUUUGCACAGGAUACUUCUUGCUUGUACUAGCAGGAACAAGCAAUCUUGCAACACUCUAAAUCUGUUCACAAACAAGUAGUUCUUGGGAGGACUGUUGAACAUACAUAAAACCUUGGAGCUACACUGUGUAAAGGAACACUCAAGAUGUUCCAGUUGAUGCAUGGGUCCUGCAUUGCCCUUAGAUACCAGGAUAACAUCACAGGAAACAGUGAGAGUAAGUGCCUGAGCAUUCUCCAAAAAGUACAUCGAGAUCUGUAGGAAUCCUGGAGAUGCCACUUCUGAUCUCCAGCACAGACUGACAGAAUUGUAUAGAUCGGGUGUCAGCUCCAAGAUCGCUUGGUACACACUCAUGCUUGAGCAGGACCAGCUCCCUGCCCCAACCAGGUACCCUGCUCCAAUGUUUAUACAUGCUUCUUGGUAAAGAUUGCUUUCUUUGUAUCACAUUUGAACGUUCCUUGUCUUCCCACUUUUGUAUAGCAGAAGUCUGCAUACCUUUGUCAAGACUUUGGCUGCAUAUUUUGUAUAAGGACCCAUUUAGCUAACUGAAUAUAACAGUCAGGUUUCUCAUUAGCCUAUUCUCCUCUUUGCUCUGAGACUCAUCAUAUAUCACGUCCCCCAUUCCUCUCAGUGGCCCUUGGCUGGUCUUCUCUAUCCAGCUCCAGCACAUACUGAUUCAUGGAGUCAGACCAUCUCAGACAAAGCCUGGUCUUUGAAUCAUUGACUGUUACCCUUUCAGCCCCCUACUCCAAGCAAUUUUUCACCAACCUCGCAAUACGUGCACUAUAGAAUGAGAGAGGAUUUUCAAAGUCCUGCUAAAAUCAAGGUAAAUCACAUUCAUUUUUCUCCCCUUCUUUGGGGUUUGUGAGCCAAUUAUCUUUUCAUAUGAAGUAAUCAGUUUGGCCAGGCACAAUUCACCCGUUGUAAAUGUGUUCUGACUGCUGCUUCUUUUUCUUGACUUAUUUUGUUUCUGGAAAUGGCUUCCAAGAGAAUUGUUCCAUAGCCCUCCUAAGGACAGAGGUCACCUCCUCCAGUCACUGUGCCCUGUCAGAGGUGAUAGUGUAGACUCUCAGUGACCACAGCCAGUUCCCUCAAUAUCCUCAGAUAUAACCUUCCAGGUCUCACGGACUUCUAUAUAUGCAGCUAACAUUAGUCCCUAACUCAAUCCUUCUGUGCCAUGCAAAGCACUUUCCUCCACUAGCAUCUGCUGCUAGCUAUUCAAGACCUGUAGAGUGUGUGAGGGGUGAUUGGUGCAUUGAAUACCUCAGUCAUGAACUUUGUAGGACUCCUCCUUCAUCUGUGGAAUCAUGUCGUCUUUUUUCUGCUGAAGUAUCUGCAGAAACCCUUUGUGUUGCCCUCCAUUUUCCUGGCUAGUCUCAACCCCAGCUGAGCUUUCACUUUCCUUGUCCUGUCUUGGUGUGCCCAGGACAUGUCCCUGUUCGCAUGCUGAGCAGCUUGUGCCUUUUUCACCUUCCAUACACUAUCCUUUGAUUUUCAUCUCAAUCAGAAAUCUUCUAUAAAGACAGGCUUGCUUGCUUUCCCUGCCUACUUUGUGCCUUGCACAUUGGGACAGGCUGUUCUUGAGAUUUAAGGAGGUUUUUCUUGAAGAUGCAAAAGCUAUUCUGGGAUCCUUGGCAUUUCAAUUACCACAUCUGGACUUGAUUUUCCUUUGAGUCACCAUUGUGUAAAUUCAGGUCAGAAACCUCCAAAAUGCAGCUAUUACAUAUUCUCACAGUGGGAUUUGUACAGCACAUAUCCGUAAUACAGGAGUGAUACAAUACUUCAGGGUAUUUCCUCACAAAAGUGUUAUUUAAUCUUAUUUUACUGGUCAUUUGUAAAAUGUCAGUCUUUUUUUAAUUAACACAUUUUCAUUUUCAUAUGACUAAUAUGAGGAUUGAAAGGUCAGCUAAGUAUGAAUAUAUUGUGAAUAGAAACAUUUUCUCUUUUAAAUAACAUAAUAGGAAUUUCAAAAGUUUCCAUGAAAGGAGAACAGACAGGAUGCAUUAUACUAAAUUUAUAGAUGACAAAAUUAUUUAAGAUUUCUCAUUAAAAUAGCCAAUACCAGUGAAGAUUUCAUAUCUUUUUAGGCCAUUUCUUCAAAGUCUGAAGCUUGUUAUUAGGAAGGCUUUCAUAAUUUCAAACCAAAUUCUCCCUCUCAAAGUCUUUCAAUUCUGGGAGAUUUGUUCAAGACUUCCUGACCAAGCCUACAUUUCGUAGAAGUGUACUGUCUGCUUUCAGAGAGUCUAAAAAUAUACAAUAUUCCCAUAUAGGUGUUUUUUUUUUUUUUUUAACUUUUCCCAUGGAUCUUAUGCUAAAUGUAAACAAUCAAAUGACCUGAAGCUCUUAGUUUCAAGAAGGUCUUUAUUUAAUGGUUGGUUUUUUUUUUUUUUUUUUGAUAUUUUAAUCUUUUGACUGACUUUAAUCAUGUUUAAGUUAAAAUAUUUUAGUUGUACAUGAAAUAUAUGUAAAUAUUUUUGUUCUACUUUGAUUCACUAAAUAAUCAUUAAAAAGCUGGUUGUAAGUAAAAGUUUGUGUCGUCUUAAAUAGAGCAAUCUAUCAUAAAAGUUUAAGUAACAGAAAAAAGGAGCAGGAUUCUUGUAGUUCUACUGAAAUAAGCAUCUAAUUUUCCCAGUCUAACAUGUUCUUAAACUCCAGUAGUGAUUUGUCUCUACCAUCCCAUGAAACAGUAUGUCUCAUUAUUCUUUAUUCCUGAAAGUUUACCCUAAUAAAUAUCUGAUAUUCUUGUAAUUUAAGACUAUUCACUUAGUGUAUUGCCCUAACAGUUUCUGAAUAAGUUUCUUACAUAUUUGAUAGCUCUUAUCAUGUCUCCUCUCCAUACUUUUUGAUAUUAACACCUGUUUUUCCUUUCUGACUUCACUGGCUAUGUCUUCCUCAUCUUCAGUUCUUUUGAUAUUUCUACCUAGAGAAAUGGUUACCAGAAAUCAAUAAUCCAAAACCAGGAAAUAUAUCUAAUGAGAAAUUAGAUUGUGACAAUUUACAAAGGUUGAUAACCUUUAUAAACUAAUAGUCCUGUUGCAUUUGUAAGAACUGAUAAACACAUGACACCAAGAGUAUGCUGUGACUGUAGAAGGCCACUAGUGCACACAGGAACCAGCAGUGGAUUGUAAAACAUGGACCACACCCAAGACAGCAGUGAGUGGUACCUGAUAAUGAAGACUGUAAUCUUCUAAAGGAUGUUCCAGGCACUCUCUGAGAAGCUCCAGUAUGGCUUCUGAAGCUGAGGAUAUGGUUGGGAUUGGUUGCCAAAUUUCACUUCAACCAUGUAGCUGUGAGGGACCAACUGUAAGUGAGUUGCUUAAAUGAAGGAGUGAAUAUGUUGUGUCACCAGUAAUCUGCUAUUCGUAACAUCAUGGUGAAAAAUAAAUCAAACUUAUUCUAAGAAAUGCUGGUUAUGAUCUGCGUUUCCUCCCAGAUUUAUUCUGUGUCAGUGAAAUGAACUUUACAAGAGAUUUUGGUCUAUAAAUUCAGUUAGAACUGAUGCCUUCAGGCCAGAUUCCAGUGGGCAAGAGCCAGAAUUUCUGUGGUCAACAGGAAAGGUUUGAACUGCUCCAUAAACAUGAAGUUGUCCUGAUGUCACUGAAUCUGGACACAGGAAAAGCUAAAGUCCUGUUGUCUCUCCUUUGUUGUGUCCUUAUCUGACAAGCUUUCUCUUGUGGAGAAGCCUCUGGGGUGAUGGAAGGAAAAAAUCUCCCAUAAAGAGGUAUAGAAAAAACUGCUUGCAACCCAAGAACAUGCUGUGAGAAAGCUUAAAGGUAGUCAGUUUCUCUGCAGAUACCAUGGAUAGUGAAGAGAUUUGUUUGUAGGCAACCUAGUAGAGAAUGAAGCAAACCCUUUGGUGUCCUGUUACAUGCUUGAUUUGAGGAAAAGGUGUCAGUAAAUCCACCUGCUGGAUCUGGCCAGUUUGGGAUCUACCUGCUGGGUGUGGAGAAAGCAUGACAAACAAGGAAGAAAGAGGGUAUAUUGGGUGUAUGAUUCCUGUGAUCAGAGGAGAGAACAGGGGAGAAGAAUCAGCCGCAAAGAGGCAAGUGGAAUAAUAAUGAGAAUUGAUUGCACAUCUCCCAUCCUCCCAAAGAUGUCUCCUGCACCCCAUCUUGCAAGAAAAUUGCUUUUUAUUUCCAGGCAGUGGGAACAGCUGCCUUUUCUCCUGGCGAUGCUACAACAUGUGAUGGUGAUGGUUGUUAGCUUCCUGUCUGAAAACAAGUGUCUGAUAAUGGCACAGUAUUAUGUGUACUGUGACUUAAUGUUGCACUUAAAAACAAGCAACAUUUAGGAUCUAUUCAGAGUGAAAUCUGUUUACAACAAAUUUUUAAUAGGAAAUGGGAAAACAGAAAUAUGCAAUCUCCAUACGUUGCAAAAAU